AUGAGGACGCUACUGACCAUCCUGAUCGCAGGGUCCAUGGCCGCUCACAUGCCUGAGAACACCUCGGAUAUUCUUCAGCAUGUGAGAUUCCAGUCCAGAAACUUAGAGAACAUCCUGACAUGGGACAGUGGGCCACGGGCUGCCCCAGACACCGUCUACAGUGUCGAGUAUAAGACGUAUGGAGAGAAAGACUGGCUGGCAAAGAAGGACUGCCAGCAGAUCACCCACAAAUUCUGCAACUUGACCAUGGAAACCACCAACUCUGGGGAGGUCUACUAUGCCAGGGUGACCGCCACCAGCGCUGGAGGCCAGUCCGCCACCCAGAUGUCGGAACGGUUCUGCGUAAAGUAUCACGCGGCCAUCAAACCACCUGAUGUAACCUGUAUCCCCAAGAUGAGGUCCAUCCAGAUGAUUGUUCAUCGCUCCCCCACACCCAUCCAAGCAAUAGAUGGCCACCAGUUAACCCUGGAGGACAUCUUCCCAGAACUGUCCUACCGCUUAAGGCUGCAGAGCAAAGACACCACCCAAAUGGUAAAUCUUGAAGUGAAAGAGAGAGAACACGAGUUCACUAACCUGACCCCUGACACUGAGUUCCUUGGGACUACCAAGAUUUGGCUUCCCAGCUGGUUCAAAGAGAGCACCCCCUAUGAGUGCCGAGUGAAGACGCUGCCAGAUCAGAGGUGGGCCUACUCCUUCUCGGGCGCCCUCCUGUUACUCAUGGGCCUCCUGUUGGCAGGGUUCUGCUGCCUGAGCUACAGAUACUUCACCAGGCUACCUCCAGCUCCCAACUCGAUGAAAAUCCACCACAUGCUGCCCUUCCAGCCCCUGCAGCUUACCCAGGAGGACCACAUGUUCAUCCCCGUCUUUGAGCUCAGCAGCCCCAGCGGUGUGGCCCAGACUGUCCAAUAUUCGCAAGCUGUGGUCCAGGGGCCCAAGGAGCUCCCAGGAGCCCCACCGACGCACAGCCCGCCUGGGAUCACCCACCUCGGGCAGCUGGACAUCACCGAGCAGCCCUCCGAAGCGCCACCUCAUCAGACACUGCCCCCACUGUCCUAUGUCCCCCAGGUUGCUACUGAGAUCACAUCCCCACCUUAUGCACCUCAGGAAAGCGCGGAAGCUACACCCCGACUCUACACCCCACAGGGGGUCUCUGAGGCCCAGCCCCGCUCCUUUGCCCCUCAUGCUGAUCAGGACAGCUUGCCGUGUUCCUACGGGAUGUGGAUGUAUAUGGAAGGCGAUGGCAGAGACUCCCCCGCUGUGACGCCCUCCAGCCCCGAACACCGCAGGCCGAGAGGUCAGCUCCAGAAGGAGGCGCCAGGUGGGAACCGCAUGCCAGGUGCCUUUUUGCUGCAGGAGGCGACCUCCUUGGCUACAGAGGAGCCUCAAGGAACAAAAUGUCUCCAUCAGCAUCCGGGGAUUCAUAGGGACCCAAACGUGCUGCACAGAGGAGACCCAGGGACACCAGGGUACACGGCCCAGCUGCCCCUUCUCUCGUCUUUGCAGAUAGAAGGCCACCCUGUGUCCCUCCCAUGCAUCCCCAGAGACCAGGGCCUGAGUCCCUGGGGCCUUCUGGAGUCCCUCGUGUUUCCCAAGGAUGAGGGCCCACCGUCUGAGACUAAGGCCACCCCCCGAGCCACUGAGGCCUCACAGCUGGAGCAGCCUCCAGAACUGGACUCUUUCUUCAGAGACCUGGCCCUGACCGUGCAGUGGGAGCCCUGA
Molecule: messenger RNA, 1719 nt
Organism: Condylura cristata (star-nosed mole)
Lineage: Eukaryota; Metazoa; Chordata; Mammalia; Eulipotyphla; Talpidae
Gene: IL22RA1
Product: interleukin 22 receptor, alpha 1
Exons: 7
Coding region: 1-1719 (572 amino acids)
Molecular function (GO): protein binding
Source: RefSeq, a predicted model, not a curated record